AUGCAAUUUGCGGUGCAAGCGUAGUUUAUUUGGCGAUAGAUGGUAAUAAUGUGGGAAGUUAUGAAGAAGUUAGAAGUUUGGCUAAUUCUGCAGUAGAUUCAGUAUUGGAAAAAAUAGAUGAUAAUAAUCGAAAAGAACAAGUCUUAAAAGUUAUGCCAGAGAAUAAAGAGAUCACUUCAGAUCAAUCACAGGAAGAGCUUUCUAAAGUGGAUAUUGACAAC
Racocetra persica is the source of this 221-nucleotide messenger RNA. The record is from the annotation of a GenBank genome assembly. Lineage: Eukaryota; Fungi; Glomeromycota; Glomeromycetes; Diversisporales; Gigasporaceae.